GGUGCAAAGCCUAAGGGGUGGGGCACCAAACUCAAUUCCAAGUAACUAGUAACUGAAGUACCAUAACACCAACACUAACCAGUCUUCACUAGACUCAGAUACUUCAUUUCUCUUCACACCAGUAACCCCACCAAGCUCACUCAAACCCAUUUUCAUGGACAUCCCCAACCACAGAUUCUUCCAACCUUCAUCUGUAUUUCUACCACAAGGGGAUUCACCCAUUGAGAGCUUGUAUGGAAAGAUCAAAGGCAACAACAACAUCAUCAACAACAACCCAUUUGCAGAUACCUUCUCUGAUCCACUUUGCAAGCUCAAUCUCAGGGAAACCUCUGAGUUUGUCAAGUCAUUUCCAACCUCAAAUGGCAAUGACUCUGUCUCACAGCAACAGAGGAGGCUAGAGGCUCCUUCAACCCCUGGCAGACCUGUUUUCAGCUUCAGCUCCAGCAUUGGAAGAAACCUUUCAAGGAAGAGCUUCCCUUCCAAAUGGGAUGAUGCAGAGAAAUGGCUCAUGAGCAGCUCCUGCCAUGACUCACCUGCUCACAACACCACCUCCAAGAUCAGCAGCACCAGACAACAACAAUGUGAGGAUGGAUUUAAGCAGCUGCAGCAGCAAGUGGAGAGUUUCUCGGAGAAAUCGAGGGUCACAGAGGAAAGGGUUUCUUCCAAAGCUGUCCCAACCUUCCAAAGGUCUCCAUCUUUGGACCACCAUCAAGCACUUGGCGCUUUCAAUGGUGUCCCAUGUCCUACAGACAUAGUACUGAAAGAUAAGUUCACAGACAGUAUAGAGCCAAUUAUGCCGAAUUUCAGAUAUUCAGAGCCAACUAAAGAAGGGUUUUUGUUUAGAAACCCAGCUGGGGAGGCAAUGCAGGAUGCUUGUACAGAAGUGGUUCAUGAGGUUCAACAUAGAGAUGUUGGGACAGAAAUGACUCCUAUAGGAAGUUCCACAACUUCAAGAUGCCACACCCCAUUCAAGAGUUCAUCCCCGGCUCGCCACAACACUCCCGCAAGUAGGUCAGGACCAUUGGCCUUGGCUAGCCCCAAAAGCACUGGCUGCACUGUUGAUGUGAUUCAGCUGGAGGAGUGCCACUUUUCUAAACUGCAGCUAGCGACACCGUAUGAUUUUGUCCCUUCAAAUUGGAGCUCAGGUGAGGAGGAAGAUAAGGAAAUGUCGAAAAGCUUGAGACAUAAUGCUAGCCAGAAAGCUGACUCAGACUGCAUAGCUGCUACAUGGGAAGAGGAGGAGAAGACUAAGUGCUGUCUUAGGUAUCAAAGAGAAGAAGCAAAAAUCCAAGCUUGGAUAAACCUACAAAAUGCUAAAGCAGAAGCUCAAUCAAGAAAGCUUGAGGUGAAAAUUCAGAAGAUGAGAUCAAACCUGGAAGAGAAGCUGAUGAAGAGAAUGACAGUGGUUCACAGGAAGGCUGAGGAAUGGAGGGAAACAGCUAGAGAAAAGCACAUGGAGCAAAUGCAGAAAGCCGCUCAACAUGCUAAAAAGAUGGUCCAUGGCCAUAACUCACAAUUUUCUAGGCACAGUUCAUGUGGUUGCUUCCCUUGUAAUAACAACCAUCAUUAAAUUUAACAAUGGAAUGUUAUUGCACACUUUUAUCUAA
This is a messenger RNA of Lotus japonicus, 1607 nucleotides long. RefSeq lists its product as uncharacterized. The coding region runs from base 155 to 1570 and encodes 471 amino acids. The transcript is spliced from 5 exons. NCBI's taxonomy places the organism in Eukaryota, Viridiplantae, Streptophyta, Magnoliopsida, Fabales, Fabaceae. The record is from RefSeq and is a predicted model, not a curated record.